This is a messenger RNA of Agrilus planipennis (emerald ash borer), 3145 nucleotides long. Its product is annotated as histone-lysine N-methyltransferase, H3 lysine-79 specific-like. The coding region runs from base 944 to 3055 and encodes 703 amino acids. Gene Ontology annotation, cellular component: microtubule; cilium. Gene Ontology annotation, molecular function: microtubule binding. The transcript is spliced from 3 exons. Lineage: Eukaryota; Metazoa; Arthropoda; Insecta; Coleoptera; Buprestidae. Gene Ontology annotation, biological process: cilium assembly. The record is from RefSeq and is a predicted model, not a curated record.
CAUUAUUUUACUUAUUUCAAAAAUUAUCGAUUCAAAAAUAAUAUAAUAAGUAAAAUAGAGUUGUAAAAUAGAAAACCUUUUCCUAGAACCCCCAAUUUUGGACUUGCAAAUACCUUAAAAUAUUUAAAAUCUUUAUUAAAAAGUCUAAAAUGAACUACAUUAUAGAAGUCUGUCCUUUAAAAAUUUCAGAGCACAAACCCCGACCUUUUCUGCAUAGAAAAACAGCAAUUUUAUAUGUAAUGAGUUCAUAUACUUAAUGCUAGAAGUUUUUUUGAUUUAGGAAUACAUGAAAUUUAGAGAAAAAUGUUGCAAACCUUUAAUUUAAAUAGAGCAUUUAAACAUUAAAUGUAUUUGUUAAUAAAAGGAUUAUUUCCGACCAUUAUAGACUGGAGCGCCUAGAUUAUGCUAUUUAUUGAUAUUUUAGAAAUUGAUAGACAGCAACAAAGGAAUAAUUUUUUAUUCAUACGCCCAUAAUCAAUAUUUAACUGUCCAACUGAAAAAAUUCCGAUAUUUGAUCAUUAUCACAUCACUGAAGGCUAUAAGAAUUAUUACCACAAAAUAAAUGAAUUUGAUGUACUUUAGAAAUGCACGUAACAAGUCAGCACUGCUUUAGAUAUAUUAUUUUUAAUCGCAAAAAGAAAAUAAACUUUGGUUGGGAUUCUCCUUUAGUCUGCUAUAGCAAAUAUUGUAAACUUUUUUGAAAUACAUAGACGAGAACUCUGAUUAGUUAAAGCUUUUUUUUUCAAAUAUUUAUUUUCUUUUUUUAUAAAUUUUACAAUAUCAUUCGAAAGUAACUGGGAACCGAAGGACUGUAAGCCAUAAGGGUUGCGGAAAUUUUGUCUUUAAUUAACUUUUAAAGCUUUUUAAACGCACACGAGAUAUUCUUAUAAUUUAUUUGUAUGAAAUACUAAAUUAACGAGGUUUUGUUUUUAGUACAAAUGAUAUGUCAACUUUUAUUCACAAACCCCAGUCUUUGGUAGAAAGAAAGAAACAACAGUGGGCCCGAGAGAAAGGUAAACUAAUUUUGCCACACAUUAGACCAAGUCGCGCAUAUCAUUUUUCGUUUUCUUCAGAAGAACUAUCUCGACUUAGAACACCUUGGGGCAAAGAGAUUAUCCAAACUAGAUCAAGACAACUUUCUCGAGCUAGUUCAAAUUCUGAUCUUUACCCUCCUAAUAACGAACUAAAUCGCCGACCUAGUUUGCCGCCAAUACACCAAAGUCCUACUUCUUCGUACGAAGAACACGAAAAAGAUUUUGGUGGCGAGACGUCAGGUUAUGGAAGCGACAAUCCCAAUCACACUCCAGAACAAAGAAAGUGGAAUGAGCAAUACGCCAAUCCUUGGGGGAGUCAAUCGGACGUUAAAACGUUUUGGGAGACACCAGAUGAAAUUAGUAAAAUUAAGGAUGCCCCGGGAUGGUUAAAAAGGGGACUACAACGAAACGUGGAAUUGAUCGUAGCAAACAGUUCGCCAUCAGAAUCUCCAGAACAAGAUUAUAAGCAUGAUUUUGAUCAUGAUAGGCCAAGUACCGGCUCAAGUGGCUCUCAAACUCGUUCGUUUAUUAGAGGCCAAAAUAUACCACUUGAUCCUGUUGAAGUGGCGGAAAGGGAACAGAAACGACAAAGAGCUUUAGCUCAUCAGGAAGCCAUCAAACUUCAGCUAGAAGAGAAAGAACGGAAAAAGAAAGAAGAACGGGAACGAAAGUUGAACGAAGAAAGAAUGGAAGAAGUUAGAUUGGAAAAAGAACGCGAAAUUGAAAGGGAGCGAGUAGAAAGAGAACAGAAGGCGUUGAAGGAAAAACAAGAGAAAGAGCAAAAACGUAAAGAAGCAAUGAAGCAGGCAUUAGAAUUGGCUCAGAAACAGGCGGAAGAAAUGCGAAAACAGAAAACUAGAACAAACGUCAUUUUACCAGAAUGUUCCGCUGAAAAUCCAGAAAAGUGCCAAAAACCUGAAAGUAAAGAAGAAGUCGAAGACAGCAAAAUAAGGAAGCAGUUAAAAGAAAUCGAUACCUCUUUUGAAGAAACUGAAAUUAAAAAGGUUUCCCAAGAAAGUAGUAAUAAGAUUUUAGAUAAUUCAAUAGAUUGUGCUGUAAAUAAUAGACCAGGUACUUCAGCAAAAUUAAUUCAGACUCCGAACCAACACCUAAUAUUACAACCGUCUUUAGAAACAAUAAAUUCAAUGCCAUUUGCACUACUAAUGUCAAAUGGCAACGGAGGGACUUCGUUAGUACCCAUCGCAAUUCCAAUUACAACAUUUGGCGAAGAACAAUCACCGAAAAGGACUAUUAAUCGCGUUUUAACCCCCUCUUCUUAUAGGCAUAGAAAGUUUCGUAACAGUAGCACUCAGACUGAUAGCUCAUUUCUGUUGGAUCGAAGAAAAUGCAAUAAAAACAGGAUCAGUGCUCAAAAGAAAAGAAUUUUUAGCAAUUACGAGAGCAGUAGAAGGGGGAGCAGGGUGGGAACUUCCGACAGUUUGAAUUUGAGUGACAGGCCAAAAUGGGGUGCAAAUAGACCCCACACUCGUUAUUUAAAACAAAGCGAAAAAGAUCUUCUCUAUCAAAGGAGGAAAUCAAGAACGAAAAGGUGCCAAUCACGAAAUUACGAAAGGAAAGACAAUAACUAUUCGCCACACUCUAGUGACGACAGUGAAACUGCGAGUGCGAAUGUAUAUUCUAACAAUGAAACAAUAAAGAAAAGGACCCGAGCUUUGUGGCAAAAACAGGAUAAUAUAAGUGGAUUGAAUCCACUGAAAACAGAAAUUAUUCCCUUGGAAACACACAACAACCAAAUUUAUUACAAGUUGCCUGAAUGUGAAAAGUGCUUCUGUCGUUGUCAUAAUAGUAAUACUACUACUACCGAUAUUUUAAAAAUAGACCACGACACCAAAAAUAAUAAUCUGAAUAAUAACAAUCAGAAUUUAAUUGUUAAUAACGAAAUAACAGAUAGACUCACGAACACCUUUCAAAAUCAACUACACCUCAAGGAAGAAACCGAUUCACUUUGCACUUUAUCUGUUUCUUUAUCACACGACAAUAGCAAAGAAAGUUCUCUUUAAUAUUAAAUUUCUGCUUUGGUAUAAACAAUCCGUCCUUAAUACCUAAAUAAUGUUUAAUUCGUUUUGGCUUAGGAUUUUGCUAUAAAAUGG